Messenger RNA from Vidua chalybeata, 3993 nucleotides. It is a transcript of the gene RUSC1, whose product is annotated as RUN and SH3 domain containing 1. The record is from RefSeq and is a predicted model, not a curated record. Lineage: Eukaryota; Metazoa; Chordata; Aves; Passeriformes; Viduidae. Gene Ontology annotation, molecular function: protein binding. The transcript is spliced from 9 exons. Gene Ontology annotation, cellular component: cytoplasmic vesicle. Bases 108 to 3497 code for a protein of 1129 amino acids.
UCUUCCUUGACCAGGAGGGUGUUUGGUGCUUGCAGGGAGCUGAUGGUGUGAAGAGAGGAGCAGCUGGCCUUUCCCGGGAGCCCUGGCACUUCCAGCGAGGCAGCACCAUGCUGGCUCCAAAGAAAGGCCUCCUGUGCAACCUCAACCACAUCCACCUGCAGCACAUCUCCCUGGGGCUGCACCUCUCCCGGCACCCCGAGCUCCAGGAUGGUUCCACGGCUGGGGGAGAGCAGACCGGCUGCACCCAGUGCCCGGAGAACCGUGAGCCAGUGGAUGCCAAUUCCAACAAUCCCUCGGUGAAAUGCCGCUGCUGUGAGUCCCACGCUCCAGAGCCGGAGACGCUCGGGCUCCAGAACCAAGAGGAUUUCCCCUCCCUGCACAGCGGAGACGAGGAGGAGGCAGCUUCCCCUUGUGAUCCCCCUUGUGAUCUGGCUUCUUCCUCCUCCUCCUCCUCCUCCUCUGUCAGUAGCUGCUCGGAUUUCAGCUUGGAUGACUCCCCGGUCUCGGUGUACUGCAAGGAGUUCGCCAGAGCAGAGUCCCAGUCCCCUGACAAGCAGCUGAACGUCAUUCCCACAGAAAACGCCUGGGAUGGAGAGUCUCUGGCUGAUGGAGAGUGUCUGGCUGAGCAGGACAGGACGUGCCUUGGGAGAGAUGCCAACCACAACUCCCCGGUGCCCCUGAGAGCCACCACCAGCAAGAGCCCAGACAGCCUCUGCAGCAACAACUCGCUCGACUCCCACUGCGACGAGCUCUCUCCCAGCACAGCAGCACGGGAGACCACCGGCCCCUGCGCUGAGCUAGACCCCAACUGCAACCCCCUCCCCGAGCCCGGUGCCGCGCCUCCAGCACCGCCGCCUGUGCCGGAACGGCGGGAUCCCGGCAUCCCGAGCAGCGCCCCGGGGCCGCGGCCCCGGCCCGGCGGCCUCCCCCCGCCCGUGCCCCCUCGUCCCCGGCGGCGGCUGCAGGUCCUGAACGCGCACAGAGCCGAGCAGCCGCUCGGGCCAGCGCGGCCGCCAGAGCCCAAGGCCGGCCCAGGUGAGCUCUGCAGAGACACGGGCACGAAGACCAUCACCUCCUUCCACGAGCUGGCCCAGAGGAGGAAGAGGAACGUGGCUGGGCCCACGCUCGCCCAGGCCAGGGUUGACCGCAGUGACUGGCUGAUCGUGUUCUCGCCUGACACGGAGCUGCCCCCCACCAGCGAGCUCCUCUCCGGCACCGUGGGCCAGGAGCCAGCCCGGCCCCAGCCCCAGCCCCAGCCCCAGCCCCAGCCGCAGCAGGAUGGGCCAGCCAGGCCUCCGGGCUUGAGGCAGCGAGAGGUGACGACGUUCAAGGAGCUGCGGUCCCGCAGUGCCGCCAGGCAGCCCAAGGGCCAGCGGGCAGAGCCGGCGCAGCAUCCCCCUGUGCCCCCGGGGACGGGCGCGGGCUGGGGGCCCCCCGCGUCCCUGGCGGGGGGACAGGCGCAGGCACCCAGCGACGGCCACCAGCUGAGAAGGAGACCCCGGCCGAGCCUGCAGCCCAUCGCGGAGGGGCAGCCGAGGGAUGUGGAGAACGGGGGGCUGCCCCCGGGGGAAAAGGGGCUGGGCACCGCCCCGCUCCGGAGGCCCGGGGGUCCCGCCGGGGACCCCGCGGUGCCACGGGAGGCCCAGAGAGGAGACGAGACCCGCACGGGGGCCAGGCCCGAGCCGCUCGCCCCUGGAGCCGCCGCUGGAGCCGCCGCUGGAGCCGCCCGGCCCGGCGGGGGAAGAGCGGAAGGGCCCCAUGGCGAGCAAGCGAAAGCGCUGCUGGUCGCCAUCAGCUCCGCUGUGGACAAGGUCAUCGCCCACUUCAGCACCGCACGGAACCUGGUGCAGAAGGCCCAGCUGGGGGACAGCCGGCUCAACCCCGACGUGGGCUACCUGCUGCUGCACACCCUGUGCCCUGCGCUCUACGCCUUGGUGGAGGACGGGCUGAAGCCGUUCCAGAAGGACGUUAUCACAGGCCAGAGGAAAAACUCCCCCUGGAGCGUGGUGGAAGCCUCUGUGAAAACAGGCCCCAACACCCGCUCCCUGCACUCCCUGUGCUGGCACGUGGCCGGGCUGGCCCCCCUCAGCAGCACCAGGCAGAAGUUCCACGCCUUCAUCCUCGGCCUUCUGAACAUUAAACAGCUGGAGUUGUGGAUAUCUCACCUGCAGAAGAGCCCAGGUGUGAUCUCCGUGCUUUACUCACCCACGGCCUUCUUUGCCCUGAGCCAAGGCCCUCUUCCCCACCUGGCUGACGAACUUCUGCUGCUCAUCCAGCCCCUCUCGGUGCUGACUUUCCACCUGGACUUGCUCUUUGAACACCACCACCUCUCCGUGGACAUCCGGCCCUUGUCGCGCCGCUUGGAGUCCCCGCUGUCCCCCGGCCGUCGCCCCGUCCCGGAGCGGGGGGCCGCGUCUCUGGGGGGCCAGAGCGGUGCUGCAGGGGACAGCCUGGAGGAUGAGACCCCCCCCGAUGCUCUGGGCAGGGUGGGGGGCACAGGGGGCAGCACAAGGGUCCGGUCCCAAGCGACCAUGGGUGGGCUGCUCCCAACCCCCCCAGUGGGGGCUGCUCUGCACCAAACCUUCCAGCACGUGCUGCGCUGGGGCGACCAGCUCAGCCGCGCCUUGCUGGGGUCUGACACCCCCCCAGAGAGUCACGGGCCUGAGGAGGGCACUGGGGGUGCUGGGGCUGGCCUCAGUGGCUGGUGGGGCCAGCUGAGCCAGAGUUCCAGGAUUUACACUGCUCCUAGCAAGGAAAAGUUCCCCUCGGUCUGGUGGACGAAGCUGCGGGCGGCCGCGGGGGAUCCCAGCCCUGGCCAGGCUGGGCAAUCCCAAACUCCCAUGAGUGAGCCCAGAGGCACGGAGCUGCAGCUCCUUCAGACCAAAGCUGUCCCUGAACGCUCCGGCCCAAAGCCCAGCAGCAGCACUGACACCUCAGGGACCUCUUCCCCUGAAGACCUCUUCUUGCCCACUGGAACUGGAGCGUUCACCAAGCUGGAUGAUCCCACUGCUGGAAAGAACCUCCUGGCUGCUUCCCCAGAGCCUCCUGCCAGCAGGAACCAGGCAGCACCUUCUGGCCCAGAGAUGGGUGAUCCUCCUGGUCCUGGCAAGGGCAGCUGGCUGGGCUGGCUCUUCGGGGCCACCAACCCCUCGUCCAGGAGCUUCCCCGCCAGCCCUGACACCGUCUUGGCCAGGUCCAGGCGGCCGUCCCGCUGGCUGGCCCCCAGCCCGCGCGUCCUGGCCGGGGCGGUGAAGGGUCUGGCGUCCGACAGGAGCCGCGCUCCGGAGCAGCCGGGCAGGGGCGCGCCCGCCCUGCCCCCGGCCCGCAGGGCAGUUCGGGCGCUGUGUGACCACACGGGCACUGCCGACGGGCACCUGAGCUUCCAAAAAGGGGACGUCCUGGAGCUUCUCUCCACUGUGGAUGAAGACUGGAUCCGCUGCUGCCAUGGAAACAGCACCGGCCUUGUUCCUGUUGGUUACACGUCCCUGAUUUUGUGAGGGAGGCGGAAGGGACCUGAGGAAGCGGCUGAGCUCGCCGGAGCGGGUGCCAGCUCCGGGAGGGGAUGUCUCCUGCCACGGCUUUGCCACCUCCAGAGCUUCACCACCUCCGGGGCUGGCAGCUCCCAGGGGACCCUGCCUUGUGCCUGUCACUGCUGCAUGACAUCACCGUCUGCCACCGUGUCCCACUCUCUGCCACCGUGUCCCCCGGACCCGCUGGCACUGAGCCGCGGCUCCUCUUUGGGAGCUCGGGGUUCCUCUGCUGCUGCCCACGCCUGUGCCAGGGCCGGGCCGGCUCCUUUCCCUGCCCCGUGUCGCCUCCGUGCCGUCGUGUCCUGCCACCGCUGCCACCUCCACGUGCCCAGCCCUGCCCCGGGGCCGGUGGCCCGGGCCGGUCCCCGCCGCGCAGUCCCAGCACUCUGUAAAUAGUCGUAACCACAGGAAUGAGCUCGUUCCACGGGGGAAAAAAAGCUGGAAAUAAAGGUUGUGACUCACG